Molecule: messenger RNA, 6718 nt
Organism: Aethalodelphis obliquidens (Pacific white-sided dolphin)
Lineage: Eukaryota; Metazoa; Chordata; Mammalia; Artiodactyla; Delphinidae
Gene: ATP11B
Product: ATPase phospholipid transporting 11B (putative)
Exons: 31
Coding region: 264-3770 (1168 amino acids)
Biological process (GO): phospholipid translocation
Cellular component (GO): plasma membrane; endoplasmic reticulum; recycling endosome
Molecular function (GO): magnesium ion binding; ATPase-coupled intramembrane lipid carrier activity; ATP hydrolysis activity
Source: RefSeq, a predicted model, not a curated record
GUGACAACGGUCAAUAAUGAAGGUGGCUGCGGCGCGGCAGCGGACUCAGCUGCGCCGGGCGGGGGCGGCGCCGGGACCGCGCCUGUAGGACCUCGGGGCCGGCGCGGCGAGAUGGGGCCCCGGCGCGGGGAGUGAGGCGAGCGCGACGGCGAGCGGAACUUCAGCCGGAGGGGCUCUCCUGCUUCCCCCUCUGGCUCUUCGGCCUCCACCUGCAGCCCCUCGGCCGCCGCGUCCCGCGGGACCGGGACGGCAACGGCGGGGGCAUGUGGCGCUGGGUCCGGCAGCAGCUGGGUUUUGACCCACCACAUCAAAGUGACACAAGAACUAUUUACAUAGCCAACAGGUUUCCUCAGUAUGGCCUUUACACACCUCAGAAAUUUAUAGAUAACCGAAUCAUUUCAUCUAAGUAUACUGUGUGGAAUUUUGUUCCAAAAAAUUUAUUUGAACAAUUCAGAAGAGUGGCAAACUUUUAUUUUCUUAUUAUAUUUUUGGUUCAGCUUAUGAUUGAUACACCUACCAGUCCAAUUACCAGUGGACUCCCAUUAUUCUUUGUGAUAACAGUAACAGCCAUAAAGCAGGGAUAUGAAGAUUGGUUAAGACAUAACUCAGAUAAUGAAGUAAAUGGAGCUCCUGUUUAUGUUGUUCGAAGUGGUGGCCUUGUAAAAACUAGAUCAAAAAACAUUCGGGUGGGUGAUAUUGUUCGAGUAGCCAAAGAUGAAAUUUUCCCUGCAGAUUUGGUGCUUCUGUCCUCAGAUCGACUUGAUGGUUCUUGUCACGUUACAACUGCUAGCUUGGAUGGAGAAACUAACCUGAAGACCCAUGUGGCAGUUCCAGAAACAGCAGUAUUACAGACAGUUGCCAAUUUGGACACUCUUAUAGCUGUGAUAGAAUGUCAGCAACCAGAAGCAGACUUGUACAGAUUCAUGGGACGAAUGAUAAUAACUCAACAAAUGGAAGAAAUUGUAAGACCUCUGGGGCCAGAGAGUCUCUUGCUUCGUGGAGCCAGAUUAAAAAACACAAAAGAAAUUUUUGGUGUUGCUGUGUAUACUGGAAUGGAAACUAAGAUGGCAUUAAAUUACAAGAGCAAAUCACAGAAACGAUCUGCAGUAGAAAAGUCAAUGAAUACAUUUUUGAUAAUUUAUCUAAUAAUUCUUAUUUCUGAAGCCAUCAUCAGUACUAUCUUGAAAUAUACAUGGCAAGCUGAAGAAAAAUGGGAUGAACCUUGGUAUAACCAAAAAACAGAACAUCAAAGAAAUAGUAGUAAGAUUCUGAAAUUUAUUUCAGACUUCCUUGCUUUUUUGGUACUCUACAAUUUCAUCAUUCCAAUUUCAUUAUAUGUGACAGUUGAAAUGCAGAAAUUUCUUGGAUCAUUUUUUAUUGGCUGGGAUCUUGAUCUCUAUCAUGAAGAAUCAGAUCAGAAAGCUCAAGUCAAUACUUCUGAUCUGAAUGAAGAACUUGGACAGGUCGAGUAUGUGUUUACAGACAAAACUGGUACACUGACCGAAAACGAGAUGCAGUUUCGGGAAUGUUCAAUUAAUGGUAUAAAAUACCAAGAAAUCAAUGGUAGACUUGUAUCUGAAGGACCAACACCAGACUCUUCAGAUGGAAACUUAUCUUAUCUUAGUAGUUUAUCCCAUCUUAACAACUUAUCCCAUCUUGCAACCAGUUCCUCUUUCAGAACCAGUCCUGAAAAUGAAACUGAACUAAUUAAAGAACAUGAUCUCUUCUUUAAAGCAGUCAGUCUCUGUCACACUGUGCAGAUUAGCAGUGUUCAGACUGAUGGAAUUGGUGAUGGUCCCUGGCAAACCAACCUUGCACCCUCCCAGUUGGAGUACUAUGCAUCUUCACCAGAUGAAAAGGCUCUCGUGGAAGCUGCUGCAAGAUUUGGCAUUGUAUUUAUUGGCAAUUCUGGAGAAACUAUGGAAGUUAAAACACUUGGAAAACUGGAACGGUACAAACUGCUUCAUAUUCUGGAAUUUAAUUCAGAUCGUAGAAGAAUGAGUGUAAUUGUUCAGGCACCUUCAGGUGAGAAACUUUUAUUUGUUAAAGGAGCCGAAUCAUCAGUUCUCCCGGAAUGUGUAGGUGGAGAAAUAGAAAAAACAAGAAUUCAUGUAGAUGAAUUUGCUUUGAAAGGGCUAAGAACUCUGUGUAUGGCCUAUAGAGAGUUUACACCUAAGGAGUAUGAGGAAAUAGAUAGACAUUUAUUUGAAGCCAGGACUGCCUUGCAGCAACGGGAAGAGAAAUUGGCAGAUGUCUUCCAUUUCAUAGAGAAAGACCUGAUAUUACUGGGAGCUACAGCAGUAGAAGACAAACUACAAGAUAAAGUUCGAGAAACUAUUGAAGCAUUGAGAAUGGCUGGUAUCAAAGUAUGGGUACUUACUGGAGAUAAACAUGAAACAGCUGUUAGUGUGAGUUUGUCAUGUGGACAUUUUCACAGAACCAUGAACAUCCUUGAACUUAUAAACCAGACGUCAGACAGUGAAUGUGCUGAAAAGUUGAGGCAGCUUGCCAGAAGAAUUACAGAGGACCAUGUGAUUCAGCAUGGUCUGGUGGUGGAUGGGACCAGUCUGUCUCUUGCACUCAGGGAACAUGAAAAACUAUUUAUGGAAGUUUGUAAAAAUUGUUCAGCUGUAAUGUGCUGUCGUAUGGCACCACUGCAGAAAGCAAAGGUAAUAAGACUGAUAAAAAUCUCACCUGAGAAGCCUAUAACAUUGGCUGUUGGCGAUGGUGCUAAUGAUGUAAGCAUGAUACAAGAAGCACAUGUUGGCAUAGGAAUCAUGGGUAAAGAAGGAAGACAAGCUGCAAGGAACAGUGACUAUGCAAUAGCUAGAUUUAAAUUUCUCUCCAAAUUGCUUUUUGUUCAUGGUCAUUUUUAUUAUAUUAGGAUAGCUACCCUUGUACAGUAUUUUUUUUAUAAGAAUGUGUGCUUUAUCACACCCCAGUUUUUAUAUCAGUUCUACUGUUUGUUUUCUCAACAGACAUUGUAUGACAGCGUGUACCUGACUUUAUACAAUAUUUGUUUUACAUCCCUGCCUAUUCUGAUAUAUAGUCUGUUGGAACAGCAUAUAGACCCUCAUGUGUUACAGAACAAGCCCGCUCUCUAUCGAGACAUUAGUAAAAACCGUCAACUAAGCAUGAAAACAUUUCUUUAUUGGACCAUCUUGGGUUUCAGUCAUGCCUUUAUUUUCUUUUUUGGAUCCUAUUUUCUGAUAGGGAAAGAUACAUCUCUGCUUGGAAAUGGCCAGAUGUUUGGAAAUUGGACAUUUGGUACCUUGGUCUUCACAGUCAUGGUUAUUACAGUCACAGCAAAGAUGGCUUUGGAAACUCAUUUUUGGACCUGGAUCAAUCAUCUUGUUACCUGGGGAUCUAUUUUAUUCUAUUUUGUAUUUUCUUUGUUUUAUGGAGGGAUUCUCUGGCCAUUUUUGAGCUACCAGAAUAUGUACUUUGUAUUUAUUCAGCUCUUGUCAAGUGGUUCUGCUUGGUUUGCCAUAAUUCUCAUGGUUGUUACAUGCCUAUUUCUUGAUAUUGUGAAGAAAGUAUUUGACCGACAGUUUCAUCCUACAAAUAUUGAAAAGGCACAGAUGUACUCCAACACAGUCGCUUUCAGUGACGAGUUCAUCGCACUGCAGCCAUUGUCGAGGGCAAGGAAUCAGCUGAGCAAACUUAGCUUACUGAAACAAAUUCAAGUAUCAAGUGCUUGGACUCCAUGUGCUGUUUCUCAGAAGGAGAAACAGCGUGCGCAUCUGUUGGAAGAAUGCUGGAACGAGUAAUAGGAAGAUGUAGUCCGUCCCAUGUCAGCAGAUCAUGGAGUGCAUCGGAUCCUUUCUAUACCAACGACAGGAGCAUCUUGACUCUCUCCACAAUGGACUCGUCUACUUGUUAAAGGGGCAGUAGUACUUUGUGGGAGCCAUUUCAACUCCUUUCCUAAAAUUCAGUGUGAUCAUCCUGGUAAUGGCCACACUACCUCUGCGGAAUUACUUUCUGAAAUCUCUGGAGUAGUUCAUGCCCACUCAGAGUUAUAAUGGCAAACAAACAAAAAGCAUUACCAUGCACCCCUGUCAGCUGCCCUCUUAAUUUAAAUCUGAACAUGUUAAAAUUUAUGAAUAAAGAGACAUUUUUCAUCUCUUUAUCUGGGUUGUCCCCGUGUGCUUAUGGGACUCCCAAUGGCAUUUCAGCCUUUUGCUAAGGCCACUAAAUAUUUUAACAUCAAGGUAGAAAAGGGAGCUAAUUCCUAGUUAACUGUGUUUUUUAGUAUGGCUUGGUUAUUGAGUCUUCUGUUUAAAUCUGCCUCUAUAAAUUAUGCUGAAAAGUUUGCCUUGAAAACUCUAUUUUUUUAUUAGAGUUAUAUUUGAAACUUUUCAUGGGAAAAGUUAAUGUGAAUAGUAAGGAAUUUGGUCCCUCAGUGACCCAUGUUUGUUCAUUCAUUAGUGCUUUCUAAGUUCACAGAGCAAAUUAGGAGAAUGCAUUUCCAACCAUUAUUUGCUGCAGUAUGGGUAGUAAAUAUAUACCAGUACCAAAACUUCUCUAAAUGUACUGUAACACAACCAGUUAAGUUAACCAUAUACAUGCAAAGGGUAUAUCAUAUCUUACCUAUAAAUCAGGAAUCAAGUCCAUUCACCAAAUUUCAAAUUGAUGUUUACUAUUUUUGUGACAAUGUAAAGAACCUAUAGUGGGUAAAUUAGACACCAUUAGCAUAUUAUUAUUUAAUAUGUUUAUCAUUGGAUCUUUCGCAUGCUUUAAUCUGGUUAAUAUAUUUAAAUUUGCUUUUUUUGUCUAUCUGAAGGCUCUGUGUAUAGUAUUUUACGACACUGUUGUAAAUUCAACUAUAAUCAAUAAAAAAUCAGUUUGAAAACUAUUUAAAUAUUGCAAAUACUUUUAAUUAUACAAAUCAAAAUAUUAGGAUAAUUAAAUCAAUAAAAUGAGAAGAGCCUCUUUCUGUAACUAGCUCAGAAUUGCUCUUGCUUUUCAGUAAGCUAGCUUUUAGAAUAAAGAAUUUCAGAUGAGAAUCCUGUUAUUUUUAGGUUAGUAUACGUUAUCUAACUUAACAGCAGACUACUACAGUGAAGUGAAAUCUGCCCAGUGUCCCAUUAUAAGGUGUGGCUAUAGAAUGUAAAUGAAGCAAAGUCUAAAAUGCUAAAUUAUAUGGGGUAAUGGCUGCAGUAAAUUUAAAUGCUAAAAAUAAUUAAUCAGGUAUGUAUUACUGCUGUUAACUCACUGCAGUUCAGUACUUGAUUUUCAUCCUGAGUUUAUCAUGUAGAUCCAGUGUUGUCAUUUGUUUUGAUAAAAAGUAAUGUUUUAAAACUUGGAAAGGAUUAUUAAAGAACUGUUACUCAUCUCUAAGCAUAUUAUUGUGUACAUAUACAUUCAAAAUUGUAUGGAAAUGGUUAAGUAAGGUGUUGCCAAAAUUUUCCCUGGAGAAUAUGAUAAUGCCUUUCUGUGGGUUUAUUGCACAACCCUCCACCCCUUUCCCAUUUCAUGAAUAUAAGACUUCUGGAAUUGGGCUGGUAGGGGAAGAAUGGUAGAAUUAAGACUUUACCUUUGUUCACUGGUAAACUGUUUUCUUGCUAAUAUAACAUUUGUCUCUUUCAAUAAUGUAAGGAUAUUAGGUUAUGAAUUUCAGCCUAAAUAUUAAUUUUCAUAAAUAGCCCUUCUUUAACUUAGAUUGAGUUUAGGAAGAUACUGUUAUCCUGCAAAUACAGUAAAGGGAUAAUGUACAGUGUGUACCCUUACCAGCUCAUGUUCCAGAAGAGGAAAUAUUGCAGAAAAUAUUCAGUAGAGUAUUAGUGGAGAAUAAUACAGAAUUUGCUUUUUCUUAGACUGUCUUAUAAAAUGUUCAUAUAACAAAAUGACGUUCAGUAGCCCUGCAUUACAUCUACCUUACAGUGUUUAUUUGCCAUCAGUUUAACUGACUACUAACACUAGGGAAGGACUGCAAAGCCAUCAAGCAGUCUCUGACCAACUACAGCAAGGCAUGAGGUCAGCUAGCCUAUAUGGUGCUCAAGGUGUGAUUGAUGCAAUUUUCUGCGUUCAGUAUUUGAAGUUAUGUAGGAAUUUUAUAUCUGAAAAAAGUUAAUAGCAUCCGCUGACAUGCUUCUCCUAGUCUGUUGUUCAAAACCUACUCCAUUUAAAGGAAGAUUAGCUUGUAAGAAAGGGGUUUUCUUCUGUUUAUUUAAGAAAGCAACUCUUGUCUACAAACUUGCGGUAGUUUUCUAGUGCUAAAUAUUCAUAUUGUAAAACUAUUACUGCAUAAUCAGAAAUUUUCUCCCUUGCAUAUUUCUUUAAAAUUCUUUGGAAAGUAUGAUGUUGAUAAUUAACUUUUAUCUGCCAAAACCAGGGUACGAUGCUACAUGUGUUACUGCUAGUUAGUGGUCCCAAAUCUAUUUGCCUCACUUGCUUGCUUUUGCCUAGCCUGAAGCCUGUAGCCCUGAAGAUAGCAGCAAGCACCAAGUCAGUUUCCAAAAUUGCCUAUCAGCUGCUUUAGGUGACUCAGCACCCUGCCUUAGCUUUAGCAAGCAUUAGGCUCACCCCAGAAGGAGUAGAAUGUGGGCCAGGAGAACUAUAGCUACCCAGCCUUUCUGUGGGGUUGAGAAGAAAAAAGGGGAGAAUUUAGUUUGAAUUUCUCUUAACUAGCCUCCUCCUUGGGUCUUAAUCUCCCUGAGGUCCAAAGGCUUCCCAGACCUGAUCCAAACUCUGGCACUGUCCUGAGUAGGAGGUUAAA